Silurus meridionalis is the source of this 3372-nucleotide messenger RNA. RefSeq names its product rhomboid, veinlet-like 3 (Drosophila) (gene rhbdl3). The record is from RefSeq and is a predicted model, not a curated record. NCBI's taxonomy places the organism in Eukaryota, Metazoa, Chordata, Actinopteri, Siluriformes, Siluridae. The transcript is spliced from 9 exons. Gene Ontology annotation, cellular component: membrane. Gene Ontology annotation, molecular function: calcium ion binding; serine-type endopeptidase activity. The coding region runs from base 250 to 1491 and encodes 413 amino acids.
CUUUUCUUUGCCUGAUGGUGACAGAUGGAGAGAGAGAGCGCGAGUGCGCGCUCGGAGCUCGAGGUGCAGAAGCUCCUUCGUCAUCAGUGUCGGUGUUGAUUUGCGGCGCAGAGGAGAAACACCAGCGGAAACCAGGGAAGACAGGAGAAGAAGAAGGAGAAGAACUAGAAGAAGGAGAUGGAGAGCGUCUGCCAGCGCGUGCACGAACUCGGCUAUAGCUGACCAGACACCAGACACCCCGCCGCGAACAUGAGCACCGGCGCGCGCGGCGCGUCCUCGUCCUCGUCCCCGUCCCCGGCGGUGGCGUCUCGCGCGGAGGGCGAGGAGAUCGAAGUGCUGGAGAGCGGAGAGACCGAGCACGAGCCCGGAGCUCCUCCUACAGACACACAGUGGAAAUCUCUGUUUGACAAGUAUGACCCAGAGGGUUCAGGAUUCAUCAGCGCUGAACAUUUGCGUGAUCUGCUCGAGACACACGGCUCAGAACUCGACACACACAAGCUGGAGGUUCUGCUGGCGCUUGCCAAUGGAAACGCUGAGGGAAAGAUCCGCUAUCAGGAUUUCAUUAAUCUGAUGAGUAAUAAACGCUCGAACAGUUUCCGGAGAGCGAUCCAGCAGGGAGGGAGGCAGCUGAAGAGCUCUAGUCUGAGGGAGGAGGUGGGACUCGGUCUGCCUCAGAGACUCGUCCGACAUGUGGCCUACGAGACGCUGCCUCGAGAAGUCGACCGCAAGUGGUACUACGACAGCUACACCUACUGUCCUCCACCCUGGCUCUUCAUCACUAUCACCAUCACUGAGAUGGUGGUGUUUGUGUAUUAUGGUCUCCUGCUGGACCGCUGGGUUCUGCAGGUUUCUUCUCCUUUUUUCCUGAAGAGUCCUCUGCCCUACCACCCUCAGCGCAGAGCUCAGGCCUGGCGCUUUCUCAGCUACGUCUUCAUGCAUGCUGGAAUCGAGCACCUUAGUCUGAACAUGGCCAUGCAACUGUUGGUUGGUGUUCCUUUAGAAAUGGUACACGGAGCUUUCAGGAUUGGCCUCAUCUACAUCUGCGGCGUUCUAGCAGGUUCUUUAGUGGUUUCUGUGGUAGAUAUGGCUGCUCCUGUAGUCGGUUCAUCAGGAGGAGUUUAUGCCCUCGUCUCCGCCCACCUGGCCAACAUUGUGAUGAACUGGUCAGGGAUGAAGUGUCAGUUUAAGUUGUUCCGGAUGGCCAUGGCGCUCGUCUGCAUGAGCGUGGAGUUCGGCCGUGCCGUGUGGCUGAGGUUUUACCCCCCCGCUAUGCCCCCGUGCCCCAACCCCAGUUUCUGUGCCCACCUGGGUGGGGUGGCGGUGGGCCUGACGCUGGGCGUGGUCGUGUUGCAGAACUAUGAGCAGCGGCUGCACGAGCAGUUCCUCUUCUGGAUCUUCAUCAGCGUCUAUGGCCUCUUUGUCCUCUUCGGGAUCUUUUGGAACAUCUUUGCUUACAGCCUGCUGGAUGUCAAACUCCCACCUGCACCAUGACCAGCAUGCGUGUGUGUGUGUGUGUGUGUGUGUGUGUGUGUGUGUGUGUGUGUGUGUGUGUGUGUGUGUGUGUUUGUGUGUGUGCGUGUGUAUGUGUUUGUGAAGGUCAUCAUAACCUUUAAUCUUUGGCUGUUUAUGAAUUGAAAACCAAAUGCUAAGUACCUCACUCAGUGUGUGUGUGUGUGUGUAUGUGUGUGUGUGUGUGUUUAGUGCCUAAACUGCAUCAUCAUCAUUGCUGUGUCCCGUCCAAGACCAAGAAAAACACUAAAUGCAGCAGAACAGAAUGUGAAAGCGAAGGAAAAUGGAGAAAUCGAAACACACAGAGGUGAACAGAGGAAUCAAAUCUGAACAUAUUAAAGCAGCAGGAAGGCAAAUCUUGCUAAUGUGGCUAACGGUGAAAUAGUGCUAAGAUUAGCGAUGAUCUGUAGGGACAAAAAUCAAUGAUUUGGGACAAAAUAUAAAUAAGAUCAUUUGGGUCCUUGUCAUGAAUAAAGUCCAGUACGAACCCUGCUUAAUAAUGAUCAAAGGGGCGGAGUGUCUACACAGUUUAGAUGUUAUGGCCACGCCCACUUGUUUCAUGGAUCAAUGUUUAUUAUAUUGAAUAUUAUAUUAUUUAUUAUUAGGUCAUUAGGAUAAAUUUCACAACUAAACUGCGAUGGCGUGCUGCAGAUUUGUGUCACGUUCAAGCAAAGUUUUAGUGUGUAACGUAGCAUGUUGCUGUUUUUUAUAUCUUUAUAUUUUCAUAUUAUUAUUAUUGCAAUCUGAGCUUGUGAAAAGAAAUACUGUUACCAUGGAGAACUGAAAACACAAAACUGUAUCCUCUGAGCUCAGUGUGCAGUGAUGCAGCUACAUUUAGUUACAUGUAAUUAUUCAAAACUACGAUUUUACGACUUCACGCUAAUUUACUACGACGUCGUAAAAUGGCGGAUCUUCAAAUAAAAUUGUUCUGAAAGGUAAAGUGCAUCGUAUGCUGUUUGGCUGCCAGGUUUUUUUUUUCUCGUAAUUGAAAAUGCGAUUUCCAGGCCACACCCACAUGCAAGAAACCAAAAGCAGCAUCGAAUAGAAAUUAUUCUACUAAUAGGUAUAAAUUGUAACGUAAGCUAAUGGUAACGUUUGGGGUAUGAUGUAUAAUGAAAUUUAGAUUUUUUAAAAACUUUAUUAAAAAAAAAACAAUAAGCUCCCGAGAGGGAAAUAUGAGUUGAAUACUACAUUAGUACUCGCGAGCUACGCAAAGUUUUCCAAAUUCUUUUUUUUGGAAAUAAAACCAAACCCAUGAUGUUAUUUGUUUGUAUGUUAUCGUAUUCACAAAUUUAUUAAAUCAUCAGAAUCCAUAUUAUGAUUAGCGUAGUCAGUUCACCAAGCUAACUAGCCUAAAUAUAUUAUCCUUUAUUCACUGUUAGCAACAUUAGCAUGUUCUGCUAUAAUUUGAAAGUGUUAGCAUCUUGGCUAAUUAGCGUACAGCUUGACGCUGUCUGAUUUCCGAUGUUAAAAAAAACGAAACUGUCCUAUGAUCAGAGCUGCUCCGGAUUUCGCUCAGCUUUCCUUCGUUCUCGUAUAAAUAUAAACGUGUGUGUUAGCAGGUGUGUUAGCCUGUGCAACAUGACAAGAAAGAGCGGGAUUUUUUAGCCAGGAAUUCAGACUCGUUUGUUGGACAGACUGAUGCAAGUUUAAAAGAAAUCUGUGCUAUUAAUGCUAAUUAGCAGCAUUACACUGGAUUCACUACGAAAUAUUUCAGUGUAAAAUGUAACCUGGUGUGAAAUUGAGGUGUAUUUAUAAAUGUAGCUGUGUGUCUGACACUGGACUGAUCGAUCUGUGUGUGUGUGUGUGUGUGUGUGUGUGUGUGUGUGUGUGAGUGUGUGUGAUCUAUAGACGGUGCUAGUG